UUUGUUUGGGGUAGCCAAACGUUUAGUACAAGGUCUAGAUUUCUAGUUACUAAUCGAAAUUAUAGUUAUUUUGAAUUUUAGGCUACUAAAUCCUGUAUCAUAAUUCCUUUAUUUUUUUUUUUUUUACUUCAUUUUUUAAGCAGACAGAGAGGGGCGGAAAUAAUUUUAGAAUAUUGAAGUAUAAAACCAGCUGGAAUUUUUAACCCAAAAGAUCUUACAGACCACCAAAAGUGGUGGAUGCUAAAGUCUAAACAUAACCAUCAAUCAUGGACAGUGAGUUAGACGAACUAGAAGUGAAUCCAUUUUAUAAAGCAUUACAGAACAGGUUCACUUACCAGUAUGACCAGGCCCUUGAGAAUUGCUACUUGCUGUGUAUUCCACAGUCUAAGUCAAUUCCUAACCCUGUUAUCAACACAGAUUUUGUUGAUACUCAUAUUCUCCGUCCCUCUCCAUAUUUUAAAGGUCAAUAUUUGACAACCCAUGCUUCGAAUAACAAAAUGCUGAGUCUGUCAGAUGAUGGGAGGUGUUUUACCACUCUUCAAGGUUUUUCUGAAAUUGCUGAUGUAGAGAUACUGGGUGAGGAGCUGGCUUAUAAUAAGGAGUAUAAACAAUACAAGAUUCUUAUCCUCUCACAACCUUUGGACACUAAAUUUAUUUUCAAAAAAGAUUCUGCUGUCAAAACACAAGAAAAUAAUCUUUACAAACCCAAAUUGUCAGUUACUGACUGUGAAUCAUUUUUAUACAGUUUUGCAGAAUUCAAAGAGGUUCUAGACAGAUUGCAACUGGACAUCAAACAUUUCCUGAAGCAUUACAUGGUGCUGCCAGACUAUCUAGACGAUGCUGCCAACAGGCUCAAAGACAUGACAUACAAAGCUCUCAAGGAAAUGAUAUCUAAAUUAAAGGCCCCAAUGAAUUCUGAUGUGAAACUCAAGGAGGCGAUAGCUGGGUCUAUAGAAAGCUUCAUAAUGAAUGCUGUGUAUGAGAAAACGUUUGCUGUUAUACAAGAACAUCUUUUGGUGAAAGAUCAAAGUCUGUUUGCUAAGUGUGAGAGAAUUCAGCAAAUAAGAGCACAUGAAAUGGGAGUUCGUAAAGAGUUCUGUUGUCCUCUUCCAUCUGCUAUAGAUGAACUGUCCAGGCUGCCUUCAUUACACACACCUAGAGAGAAGCUGACCUGCCUGAAGUGCACUAUAGACAAUAUAACAGAGAGUAUAACAGCAUUUAUAAAUGAAGGCAUUGAGCUGCUUCAAGCCAUCCAGCCUACUGAUCAAGCAUGUAUCACUUCUGAUGAUCUUCUUCCUAUCCUGGUGACAGUUAUUGCUAAAGCCAAAUGUAGAUAUCUACAUAGUGACAUGUUUUAUAUGGAACACUUCAUGUGGGUCUCAACUGAUCUAGAUAACUUAGGGUUUUGCUUGGUUUCCUUUAAAGCUGCUGUGGAGUAUAUGAUGAAAACAGAUUUUUCAGAAAUGUUUGAACCAAUAGUUUCCACACAGGCUAGUUCUGAAAAAGUACUUACUGAUGCGCCCCAAACCCAUCAGACAAAGGUCAGGUCAGCAGAAAGUUCUGGACCAGACAGGUAUGAAAGACAGAUCAACAAGAUCUCAGGACUCCUGGAGAAAACAGUUUUACAGACGUCUAACCAACGUGGCCAGACAAGGCAGAUACAGAGUAUAUUCCCUGAACGCCAGCUUGCAGCUGUGCCUGCCAGUUCACAACCCAGUCAGAAAAAACAGAGCUCUCAACUUGGGGAUUUUCUGUCUGCCCUACAAGAUGAUGAUUUUGAUCAACCCUACGGCAAACAGACAUAAAAUUUAUUGUAUUGAGUGACUGAAAACAACUGUUGUUAAAACGUUACAUACAAAGUUACUUCCAAAAUAUCUGUGAUGAAUUUGUUGUCUGAUCAAACGUCAAAAUAUUUCUUUGAUUUUAUUUGUGAUUGAUGUAAUUUUUAAUAGAUUUUUAUAUUGCUUUUGAAGGCAUUUAUGAUUUAAAAUAGUGUUAUAGUUGAUUAUACAUAUGACUGUAACUGUACAAA
This is a messenger RNA of Physella acuta, 2032 nucleotides long. Its product is annotated as ankyrin repeat domain-containing protein 27. Gene Ontology annotation, molecular function: SNARE binding; guanyl-nucleotide exchange factor activity. Lineage: Eukaryota; Metazoa; Mollusca; Gastropoda; Physidae. Gene Ontology annotation, cellular component: transport vesicle; plasma membrane; tubular endosome. The record is from RefSeq and is a predicted model, not a curated record. Gene Ontology annotation, biological process: early endosome to late endosome transport.